CACACUCAACAACUGCACUAGAAGAAAACAGAGUUCACAAAUUCAGAGGUUGGCGCUGAGUAGUCUUUUCAUUGAUAAAAGACAGAGCUUCAAACAUUCAAAAUCCCCUCCAAUUUCUUUCCAUGAACAAUAACUCUGUUUAAUUUAUCCUUAAUCUGGUAUGGAUGACUCAGUAAAUCUUCUGCUUCUUCUCCUUAUAUUCUCUACUUUUUUCAUCCAAUCAAUUUCUACUAAACAGUCACUGAUUUUGCCUCUCAGAGCCAAGAAAAUAUCAUCUUUCUCCACCCCAAAACCCCCAAACAGAGUUUCUUUCCACCAUAAUGUUUCUCUUACCGUUUCUCUUUCUAUUGGGUCGCCUCCACAGCAAGUCAUCAUGGUACUUGAUACAGGGAGUGAACUUUCAUGGCUUCAUUGCAAGAAGACCCCAACAACACCUUUAACGUUCAACCCGCUUGUUUCUUCUUCAUACUCUGUUAUCCCCUGUUCUUCACCAACAUGCAGGACAAAAACCCGGGAUUUCUCUAUACCCGUUUCAUGUGACCCUAAAAAACUCUGCCACGCUACGCUGUCUUAUGCUGAUGGUUCCUCCGUUGAAGGUAAUCUCGCUACGGAAACUUUCCGUAUUGAUAAUUUGAAUUUACCCGGGAUAGUGUUCGGUUGUAUGGAUUCAAGUUCAAGUUCAAACCCGGAAGACUCCCGGACUACCGGGUUGAUAGGAAUGAACCGCGGAGGUUUAUCUUUCGUUACUCAAAUGGGUUACCCGAAAUUCUCUUAUUGUAUUUCGGGUGGUGACAGUAACGGUGUUCUCCUAUUUGGGGACGUGAAUUUGCCUUGGCUUAAACCCCGGAAGUACACUCCGUUAGUCCAAAUGUCAACUCCGUUACCUUAUUUUGACCGGGUCGCUUAUACGGUCCAGUUGGAAGGAAUUAAAGUUGGGGGUACGAUUUUACCCUUGCCUAAAUCCGUAUUCGUACCGGAUCACACCGGGGCGGGUCAAACCAUGGUUGACUCGGGUACUCAAUUCACUUAUCUACUUGGCCCGGCUUACACCGCAUUAAAAAAUGAGUUUAUGAAGCAAACCAAAGGCGUGUUGAUUAUCUUGAACGACCCGAAUUUCGUAUUCCAAGGGGCGAUGGACUUGUGUUACUUAGUUGAGUCAACUCGUACGACACUACCGCAGUUGCCACCCGUAACUUUAAUGUUUCCAGGUGUGGAAAUGAGUGUCACUGGUGAAAAAUUACUCUACAAAUUAGCAGGAGUAACGAGAGGGAAGGAUCAAGUGUAUUGUUUUACUAUGGGAAAUUCAGACUUACUAGGGAUAGAGGCGUACGUCAUUGGACAUCAUCAUCAACAAAAUUUCUGGAUGGAAUUUGAUCUUGCAAAUUCUAGAGUUGGAUUAGCUGAAGUUAGUUGUGAAUUAGCAAGUCAAAAAUUAGGACUAGAUUUAUAAUUUUGAAUAUUUGUUUACAUAUUAUAUUUUAUUUUAAAUUGGGAAAAGCAUGGUAGGACUAUUGAGUGGACAUGGGAAGUUUGUUUCUUUGUUUUGUGUUUGAUGGAAGAAAGGACAAUCAAAGGUGUGAAUUCAAAUUGGGAAGCGUGAAAAGAUUUUUUCUGUUGUCAUGUGUGGGCACCAUUACGUUUACAGUACUAGUACUAUUUUACUAACUUUUGUUUGGCCAGAUAUGGGUCAUUGAAAUAUAUAGUUUUUCCCGGGUCA
Messenger RNA from Solanum dulcamara, 1717 nucleotides. RefSeq names its product aspartic proteinase PCS1-like. Gene Ontology annotation, molecular function: aspartic-type endopeptidase activity. Gene Ontology annotation, biological process: proteolysis. The coding region runs from base 161 to 1450 and encodes 429 amino acids. The record is from RefSeq and is a predicted model, not a curated record. The transcript has a single exon. Lineage: Eukaryota; Viridiplantae; Streptophyta; Magnoliopsida; Solanales; Solanaceae.